This is a messenger RNA of Knipowitschia caucasica, 696 nucleotides long. Lineage: Eukaryota; Metazoa; Chordata; Actinopteri; Gobiiformes; Gobiidae. The record is from the annotation of a GenBank genome assembly.
AUGGCGCUCAUCUCCUCAUUACUGGGUCUUCCUGUGCUGAGAGGUGGGGCGGCCGGGGUGGACAGGGGCGGACAGGGGUGGACUGAGCUGGAGAAAGUGGAGAAGGUGGAGAACGUGGGUCAGCUGGAGAAAGUAGAGAAGGUGGAAAAAGUGGGUCAGGUGGAGAAGGUGAGUCAGGUGGAGAAAGUGGAGAAGGUAGGUCAGCUGGAGAAGGUGGAGAAGGUAGGUCAGCUGGAGAAGGUGGAGAAGGUGGGUCAGCUGGAGAAGGUGGAGAAGGUAGGUCAGCUGGAGAAGGUGGAGAAGGUGGGUCAGCUGGAGAAGGUGGAGAAGGUAGGUCAGCGGGAGAAAGUGGAAAAGGUGGAUCAGUUGGAUCAGGUGGAGAAGGUGGAGAAGGUGGAGAAGGUAGGUCCGGUAGAGAAAGAGGAGAAGGUGGAGAAGGUGGAGAAGACAAGUCUGAAGUCUCAAGGGCCUGUUUGGGUCUCGGCCCCGUCGUGGAGCUCUGUGAGUUCAGGUCCAGCCCUCGGCCUCGUGGCUCCGGUGUCCGCUCUGCCACGCGUCAUUAAGUCUUUUAUUGUGGCGGCUGCUCCACGCUUACGGCCCCGACGACAGCAGGGGUAUGAGUGUAACGAGUGUGACCUCACGAGCGCUUCAGCUGUCACUGCCGACGUCACACACACCACACUCACCCAGAAUUAG